Protomyces lactucae-debilis is the source of this 759-nucleotide messenger RNA. Its product is annotated as putative Shwachman-Bodian-diamond syndrome protein. Gene Ontology annotation, biological process: ribosome biogenesis; cytosolic ribosome assembly. The transcript has a single exon. The record is from RefSeq and is a predicted model, not a curated record. The coding region runs from base 1 to 759 and encodes 252 amino acids. NCBI's taxonomy places the organism in Eukaryota, Fungi, Ascomycota, Taphrinomycetes, Taphrinales, Protomycetaceae.
AUGCCCAUCAACCAGCCUAGCAACCAGAUCAAGCUCACCAAUGUCUCCGUGGUGCGCUACAAGCGAUCUGGCAAGCGGUUUGAACUAGCAGCGUACAAGAACAAAGUGCUCGAAUGGCGUGCUGGCACAGAGAAGGAUAUUGACGAAGUCUUGCAAAUCGACAGCAUCUUUGCGAAUGUCUCCAAAGGAGCUGUCGCCUCGAACGAUGACAUCAAGAAGGCAUUUGGUGAGAAGCCCAAGGAAGACAUUAUCCAGGAGAUCCUCAAGAAGGGCGAGUUGCAAGUAGGCGAUAAGGAACGCGGUGCUAUGACUGAAAAUACCUUCAAGGACAUUGUGCAAAUCAUCUGCGACAAGACUGUAGAUCCUACCAGCAAGCGGCCGUACACAGCAGGCAUGAUUGAGAAAGCGCUGCACGAUCUUGGCUUUUCCACAUCAACGAAUAAGCCAGCAAAGAGCCAAGCACUCGAUGCUAUCAAGCAGUUGCAGGCUGCCAAGACCCUACCCAUCACACGCGCUCUCAUGAAGAUUCGCAUUACAUGCACUGCCAAGGAAGGCAAACUAGUCAGGGAGCAGCUACGAGCUCUGUUUGAAUCGCUUGAAGAAGACAGCGUCAGUGCCGAGCUUGAGAUGGUCGGCAGCGUGCAGCCAGGGUCAUUCCGAGCCAUUGGUGAUCUCAUUCGAGAGCAUACGCGCGGCAAGGGUCAGAUUGAAGUUCUCAACUUUAGUCAAAGCACCGAGGGCGACGAGAGCUGGAAUUGA